CCUCUAGUUAGUCGCCCGAGCGCGGUCCUGCGGCUGCGGUGUUGCACAGAGUUUGUGCACAAUUGCGCAAAGCUUGCACGGUGCACGGGAUUGCGACACGAGACGCGGCAAUGGGUGGAUGAUUCAAGUGGCGCGUCCGUGUCCGGCUGGGGGCGCAGCACGGGCCUCGGAGCUUGGAAGCGGGCGAGGCGGGGCGAGAGCGAGGCGGGGGGGGGGGGCGUGGAUCGCGUGGAGACGAGGAAGACAGAGGAUUCACGAGGAGACAAGGGGAGGAAUCGAUCCUUCCAAGUGUUGCUGGGUCGGGGGUCGCGGAUCGACUGUACGUGCCGCUCGGCCGUUCGGGAGCUGGGAGAUGAGGGAGAGGGGGCCGUGCCGUGUGCUGUGUGGGCGCAGGGGAGGCGCGAGAGGGCGAUCGGGUGAUAGGGAGAUGGAUGCAGCACCUGCCGAUCGGGGAUCCGGGGGUUGCAAGUUGGGAAGCAAAGGGGGGAGACCGGGGAGAAGUGUUGGUUUGCUGCGGCUGCGGAGUGAUGCGUGGGGAUGCGAUGAAGACUCUGCACGGCGAUAUGUGGGGCGUCAGAUGCCGUUGAUGAUCAGAUCCUGCACGAGAGUGCAGUGCAGGAUGUAGGAUGAGAGGGAACGGCCGCGUGGGGCGAGGGCGCAGGGAGGCGGAGGGCGCAGGGGCGUGGGGCGUGGGUGGAGAUGAGGGAGGAAAUGGAGAUA
Molecule: messenger RNA, 720 nt
Organism: Cutaneotrichosporon oleaginosum
Lineage: Eukaryota; Fungi; Basidiomycota; Tremellomycetes; Trichosporonales; Trichosporonaceae
Source: RefSeq, a predicted model, not a curated record